Molecule: messenger RNA, 3276 nt
Organism: Trachemys scripta elegans
Lineage: Eukaryota; Metazoa; Chordata; Testudines; Emydidae
Gene: FKRP
Product: fukutin related protein
Exons: 4
Coding region: 422-1930 (502 amino acids)
Biological process (GO): protein O-linked glycosylation via mannose
Cellular component (GO): Golgi apparatus
Source: RefSeq, a predicted model, not a curated record
UGCUUCUUCCCCCCCCCCCGAGCAGGGGGGUUCCCAUGGCAACGGGGCCCCCAGUGCAGGCUGCUUCCCCCUGAGCAGCGGGGGUUCCCAUGGCAACAGGCCCCUCCAGUGCUGGUGAAAGGGGCCAGAUUGACAACCCCGGAGACAUCCCCACAAGUACAUCAGAGGCAACUAGAGAACCAAUUCCCUUAAAAAACGCACUACACUGGGUGCCUUCUCCCUUCCCUGGAGGGACACAGUUUAGCGGGUCCCCUUUCUCAGAUGUCCCUGGAAGAGAAGGCAGGGUGACCAGCAAGUAAGCUGUGUUUGGAUGGAUGAGCCCAGAGCCUCCUGGGGAAGCAAAUACCACUGGCUGCCUCGUGCGGAGACCACAGCCACGUAACAUCGUUUCCCAGGUGAACAGGCCCAGCUGCCUCGCAAGAUGCGCAUCACGUUCUGUCAGGGGGUCCUAGCGCUCGCCAUUCUCAUCAAUCUGCUGAUACUGUACUACGUCUCGAGGCUGCAGCAGCGGAUGUUGCACAGACACAGAGACCACGUCCAGCCUAGCUCCCAGCUGCUGCCUGUCCCCCAGAGGCCCGGGGUGACCGUCAUCAUCAGGGAGUUCGAGGACUUUGAGAACUACGUCCCUGAUGUGGUGCAGGCCUUCCUGAAACAGAAGCCGGAGCAGCCAGUCAUGGUGGCAGCAGAUACCUUGCCGUACCCUCCGCUUGUUUUACCAGAUGCUCCCAACGUCCAGCUCGUGAUCCUCAAGCCAGCCCCUGACCAGCCUGCCCAUGUGUCCAGGCCUGAUAUGUACGUGAAGACGGAGUAUGUGGCCCUGGUGCCUGAUGGGGUCAAGGUUGAUUCCACAAGGCAGCUGGAUCGUAUGUUAGAAGAGUUCAAAGCCAACCAGGGCAGAGUUCAAAUGGUGGCAGCGCCCGUGCAGUCCCUCGCUCCCCUCCAGUGCUUGAACCUAAAGGUCAGCCUUAGAAAGUGGACUGCCGAAUACAGCGUAGCGCCUUCCACCAGGCUCUGCACAGCUCUGAAGGGAGACGCUGUGAUUCUGCUACGCACAAAGGAUCUCUUCAACCUUUCCACUCCCUUGGCCAAGCCCCUGCUGACCUCCCUCUUCAUCCAGACAUCGCUGCGGGGCUGGACGGUCCGAAUCCUUGACGUCUCCUUCUCCUCAGCCCACCAGCCUCUGCUCAGCUCCUCGCACAACCAAUGGAAGGCAGAGAACCGCGCCAAAGCCAGCCGGCUGCAGCUCUUCCGAGACUUCGGCAUCAAGCGGGUUCUCCUGGAGGAUGGGAAGCAGCAGUGGUUUGGGUGCAGCAAAGAGACGCCGCGUUGCUUCGGCACCGUCCAUGAUGAUACGCCGGAAUAUCUCUACCAGAACCGCUGGACCCCGCCUUGCUGUCUACAGGCCUUGAGGGAGACGGCAAAGUACGUCAUCAACAUCUUGGAGACCUCCGGGGUGCGUUAUUGGCUGGAAGGUGGGACGCUACUAGGAGCUGCCCGACAUCAGGACAUCAUCCCAUGGGAUUAUGACGUGGAUCUAGGGAUAUACCUGGAGGACAUUCCCAACUGCGACCUCCUCAGAAACGUAGAGUCUGGCUCCAUCGUGGACGAGAAGGGCUUUGUUUGGGAGAAGGCCAUCGAGGGCGACUUCUACCGUGUGCAAUACAGCGAGCACAACCACCUGCAUGUUGACCUCUGGCCCUUCUACCCCAAGAACGGGCUGAUGACCAAGGACACGUGGAUGGACCACCGGCAGGACGUGGAGUUCCCGGAGCACUUCCUCAAGCCCCUGUUACCCCUGCCGUUUGCUGGCUUCACGGCUCUGGCGCCCAACAACUUCCGGAGCUUUUUGGAGCUGAAGUUCGGCGCAGGUGUGAUCGAGAAUCCAGAGUAUCCAAACCCAGCCCAGAAGAAGCUGGAUAAGGGGAAAUAAGCAAGGACUCUGGCUUCUGUCUCUGCAUUGGGGCCCAAGAGAGCAUUAGACUCUGAGGCCCAGGGAGCAGGGAUCCCUCUCUCUUGAACAUAUCACUGAUACCAACAGAAAGUAUGAACCAUGCUGCUGCUAAGGGAGCUGUCUGCCCACUGCUGCUGGUACGGCCCACUAAAGCCAGGAGAGUUUACGUUCACCUUUGGGGCUGGGGGGAUUGUCCGAAGGACUUGUGGCCGUUUGGAGGUCAGACACUUUGAACACCAAGACAGGACAAUUAACAAAGCAACCCAGGGGAGACCUCAUGGAGAUGCUGUCUCAGCGCGUCUCCCAAACUCCACAGGCUGUGGGCCUUGUGGGCCACAGCACCACAGGACGUGCUGCCCACCGAGUCUGACUGACAGUGCUCCCAGUGUCCCUGAUUGAUCCAGGCACGCUACUUAAGCCUGGAGGGAACACCAGGAAGUUGUUUGUGAAAGGCAGAUCCCCAGCCGGCUGCUAGGACAGACUUUGCUCCUACCUGGUUUCUAGCCUCGCCCCGGCCCUGCUGCAGCCCGUUCCCUAUCCUGGCAUUUGACUCCAGCUCUGAUCCUCGGCUCUGGUUACUGGCGUCUGACUUCGGCUCCACCCAUUAGGCCUAGCUGCCCAUGCCCUGGCUGAUCCCCGGCUCAGUUUUUGGAGUAAAAAGGAAAGGAGAAGGUGACAGUCGUUACAGCCAGGAGUUGGAAUAUUCUCAUUUAAAGAUUCAGUGGGAUGUUUCGGUUUAGUUUAAGCCUUUCUGUUAGAGCUCUGGGAACCCAAGCAGGGCAGCGCGGGAUUAGUGUGGGAGAACGAGGAACCAAAACGGCCUCUUAACAAGACGUGAAAAUAACCAGCCACAUUUCGUUGUCCCAAGCUGAACAAAGUGUAGAACCGUAACUAAACUGCCUCCACAGGGUAAAGGAAAUUGAGUUUAUUAACCCUUUGUUUUACUCAUGGAAGGCGUCAGGAGUAACACAAAUGCGAGAAUUUAAUAAGAAAAUCCCAGGCAUUUGCCCCUUGGUCGGGGGAACCAUCCAAAUGGGAGCCAGGAGACCUGAGUUCUAUUCUCUGACUCCCUGUGUGACGUGUAGGACAGCGUCCUUCCUCUCCCCUGUAGAAUGGAGCAAUAAUACUUCCCUCCCUCUCCCGUGGGGAAGCGCGAGGUUUGCUGUGUGUGUGUAACGCUGGGGAUCUUCAGCUGAAAGGCAAAGUCCUUAAUAUAAUUUGAAUACACUUACGGAACAUCUGGUCCAGCAGCCAGUGCUUAAAAAUCCUGAGAUUGGCGGAAGACUCGUGAGCUUUUAAAGAAUAGUAAACGUUGGGUUUCUUCA